Penicillium pulvis is the source of this 3747-nucleotide messenger RNA. RefSeq names its product DNA-directed RNA polymerase I core subunit RPA135. The record is from RefSeq and is a predicted model, not a curated record. Gene Ontology annotation, cellular component: nucleus; RNA polymerase I complex. Gene Ontology annotation, biological process: DNA-templated transcription. NCBI's taxonomy places the organism in Eukaryota, Fungi, Ascomycota, Eurotiomycetes, Eurotiales, Aspergillaceae. Gene Ontology annotation, molecular function: ribonucleoside binding; DNA binding; DNA-directed RNA polymerase activity. The transcript has 2 exons. The coding region runs from base 1 to 3747 and encodes 1248 amino acids.
AUGGCUCCCUCUGCUACCAACACCAAUUGGUCGGUGCAGUAUGACACCCUCCGCCGGGAGAAUCUCUUCCGGAACCCGCCGAAGGAUCACACUGCCUUUCCGUCGCUGGCGGAGUCAAUUCGGCCACACGUCGACUCUUUCAAUGCCUUGUUCGAGGACAGCAAGAUCCUGGCGGCAGGAUUGAAAGACAUCGGUAUCAAGACCUUCCUUGACGGAGAACCCGAAACCCCCGAGCAGAAGAAGGUUCGUAUGGCUGAGGGCCUUCGCGCACCGAAGCGCAACCGCCUGAAUGUUCGUGUGAAGGAAGUUUUCCUCGACAAGCCUCAACUGCCGCCCACCAACAAGUACAGCACCACGAAUCGCGAAAUUUACCCCUCCGAGUGCCGUGAGCGACAUGCGACUUACCGUGCCAAGCUCCGUGCUCGUCUGGAGUUCCAGGUGAACAAUGGCGACUGGAUGGAGUCGAUGCGCGAGCUGGGCAAUGUCCCCGUUAUGGUGCGCACCAACCGCUGCCACCUCCAGAAUGCCACCCCCGAAGAACUGGUGCGCCACAAGGAGGAAUCGGAAGAGCUGGGUGGUUACUUCAUUGUGAACGGUAACGAGAAGCUUAUUCGUAUGCUGAUCGUUGGAAAGCGGAAUUACCCCAUGUCCAUCAUUCGUGGUUCGUUUGUCAAGCGUGGCCACACUUACACCAAGUUUGGUGUGCAGAUCCGUUCCGUCCGUCCCGAUCAGACAUCCCAAACCAAUGUGCUGCACUACCUCUCCGAUGGUAACGUUACCUUCCGUUUCUCGUGGCGCAAGAACGAGUUCCUUGUCCCCGUUAUGAUGAUCCUCAAGGCCCUGGUCGAGACCAACGAUCGUGAGAUUUUCGAGGCCCUUGUCGGUGCCGCCAACUCCAAGGGAAUGAAGAACACUUUCGUCACAGACCGUGUUGAGCUCUUGUUGCGAACCUACCAGGCCUAUGGCAAGCACAGCAAAUCUGACUGCCGUGCCCACCUGGGCAAGUGUUUCCGUCCUGUCAUGGGUGUCUCUCAAGAUGUGCCUGACGAGGAGGUUGGAACCGAGUUCUUGCGCCGCAUUGUCCUGCCUCAUUUGGGCAACUACAACGUUACCGAAACUCAGGAUUACGACAAGUUCAAGAUGAUCAUUUUCAUGAUCCGCAAAUUGUACUCCCUGGUCGCUGGUGACUCUGCUCCCGACAACCCUGAUGCAGUCUCUAACCAGGAGGUCCUGCUUGGUGGUUUCUUGUACGGCAUGAUCCUCAAGGAGCGUAUUGAGGAGUGGCUUCGAUCACUUGGACCUAUCGCCCGAGACUGGUCAAUUCGCAACAGCAAUGCCAAGUUCACUGAUACUGCAUUCGAGCGCGACUUCCUGUCCAAGAUCGUGAGAAGGUCUAACGAGAACAUCGGUCAGGCUCUCGAGUACUUCCUGUCCACCGGUAACCUCGUCAGUCCUACUGGUCUCGAUUUGCAACAGACUUCCGGUUACACCGUCAUGGCCGAGAAGAUUAACUUCUACCGGUUUAUCAGUCAUUUCCGAAUGAUUCAUCGUGGUAGUUUCUUCGCGCAAUUGAAGACCACUACCGUGCGUAAGCUGCUGCCAGAGAGUUGGGGUUUCUUGUGUCCUGUUCACACUCCUGAUGGAUCGCCUUGUGGUCUGUUGAAUCACUUGGCGCACAAGUGUCUGAUCGCCACAGACAACCUUGAUGUUUCCAGCUUGCCUCGCACUCUUGUUCAGCUUGGUGUUAAGGGUGAAUCUUCUGUGGCCACCGAGGACAGUGUGACCGUUCAGCUGGACGGUAGAAUCAUUGGAUUCUGCUCUCCCGAGCAGGCUCGCAAGAUCCACGAUACUCUCCGUUACUGGAAGGUGUCUGGCAAGAACAAUGUCCCACUUGGCCUGGAGAUUGGUUACAUUCCCAAUUCUAACGGUGGACAGUACCCCGGUAUCUACAUGUUCUCCCAGUCCGCAAGAAUGUACCGACCAGUCAAGUACCUGGCUCUGGACAAGACAGAUUUCGUCGGACCCUUCGAGCAGCCGUACAUGGAGAUUGCCUGUCUGGAAUCUGACCUGAUCGCUGGUCUUUCUACUCACAUCGAGUUCACCCCGACCAACAUCCUCUCGAUUGUGGCCAACAUGACACCCUUCUCCGAUUACAACCAGUCUCCUCGUAACAUGUACCAGUGUCAGAUGAGCAAGCAGACCAUGGGUACUCCUGGUACCUCUAUCGCCCACCGUACCGACAACAAGCUGUACCGCUUGCAGACUGGUCAGACCCCUGUCGUUCGAACCCCCUUAUACAAUGCUUACGGCCUGGACAAUUUCCCCAACGGAAUGAACGCCAUUGUUGCUAUUAUUUCCUACACCGGUUACGACAUGGACGACGCCAUGAUUAUCAACAAGUCCUCCCACGAGCGUGGCUUUGGUCACGGUACCAUCUACAAGACUAAGGUCCACAGCCUGGCUGAGAAGGACCGCCGCAAGUCCCGUCGCGAGGUGAAGAAGCUUUUCGGCUUCGCUCCCGGUGACGAGGUUAAAGCCGAGGUGCGCAACUUCAUCGACGAUGACGGUCUGCCCCAUGUCGGUAUUCGCGUGCAGGAGGGAGACAAGAUCGCCGCAUUCCACGAUGUGCGCUACGAUGCCGCGUCCGACUCCUACGUGAACGUUGACGGUAUCACCCAUUUCCUCAAGUAUAAGGAUGCCGAGGCUGGCUACAUCGAGAGUAUCCGCAUCAUGGGUAACGAGAACGGUGCCGAGCCCAUGCAGUCGAUCAGUGUCAAGUACCGCAUUCCCCGUAAACCCAUUAUUGGUGACAAGUUCUCCUCUCGUCACGGACAGAAGGGUGUUUGUUCGCAGUUGUGGCCCGCUGGCGAUAUGCCAUUCUCCGAGAGCGGCAUGCAGCCCGAUCUGAUCAUCAACCCUCACGCUUUCCCCUCUCGUAUGACCAUUGCCCAGAUGAUUGAAUCUAUGGCUGGUAAAGCCGGUGCCCUGCACGGUCACCCGCAAGACUGCACUCCGUUCCAGUUCUCCGAAGAGAACACUGCCACCGACUACUUCGGUCACCAGCUCAAGAAGGCCGGAUACAACUACUACGGUAACGAGCCCCUGUACUCCGGUAUCACUGGUCGCGAGUUCGCCGCCGAUAUCUACAUGGGUGUCGUCUACUACCAGCGUCUGCGUCACAUGGUGAACGACAAGUUCCAAGUGCGUACCACUGGUCCCGUCAACGCCUUGACCGGACAGCCCGUGAAGGGUCGUGCCAAGGGUGGUGGUAUCCGUGUCGGAGAGAUGGAGCGUGAUUCUUUGAUUGCGCACGGAGCGGCAUUCUUGCUCCAGGAUCGUCUGAUGAACUGUUCCGAUUCCCAGCUCACCUGGAUCUGUCGCUGCUGUGGCUCGUUCAUUUCGACUCAGGUUGCUGUUUCGGGCUCCGGCUCAUCUCGGUCUCGCAACACUAUCAACCCCGGUGCUCUCGCUGCUGCUGCCAAGGCUGCUCCUAACCAGCAGGCUCCCGGUGGCGCGUCGUCCGCUGGCGGUGCGCUGGGUGGUGUUAAUGGUAUUGUGCGCUGUCGUCGCUGCGCUCGCCAGGCCACUUUCACGGAUUCGCGUGCUGAGGCUUGGGAGGAUGGUGAUGGUUUGCGUUAUGUUGGUGGUGACGACGUGACUAUUGUCGCUGUCCCUGGUGUGCUCCGUUUCCUGGAUGUCGAGUUGGCGGCCAUGGGUAUUCGGAUGAAGUUCAAGGUGGACAACUAA